AUGACGACAGCUAAAAGUGCUUCCUACGAUUAUUUGAUUAAGCUUUUACUUAUUGGAGACUCUGGUGUUGGUAAAAGUUGUUUACUACUUCGUUUCUCAGAUGACUCCUUUACACCUUCAUUUAUUACAACUAUUGGUAUCGACUUCAAGAUUCGUACAAUUGAACUGGAUGGCAAACGUAUCAAAUUACAAAUAUGGGAUACAGCAGGUCAAGAGAGAUUCCGUACUAUUACAACAGCUUAUUAUCGAGGAGCAAUGGGUAUCUUGUUGGUGUAUGAUACAACAGAUGAAAAAUCGUUUGCAAACGUGAGAAACUGGUUUUCUAAUAUAGAGCAACAUGCAAGUGAAGGGGUUAAUAAGAUAUUGAUUGGAAACAAGUGUGAUAUGGAAGAAAAAAGAGUUGUUUCCAAAGAACAGGGACAGACAUUAGCUAAUGAACUUGGUAUUCGGUUCAUGGAAACAAGUGCAAAAGCAAACAUUGGCGUUGAAGAAGCCUUUUUUGAUUUAGCAAGGGAUAUUAAAAAGAGAUUGAUUGAUACUCAACAAGCCCAACAAACUCGUCAAAGAGAAGAAGUUAUAUUAGAUCAAUCUACACCUUCAAAAUCCAAUAAUGGUGGAUGCUGCUAA
Messenger RNA from Rhizopus microsporus ATCC 52813, 627 nucleotides. RefSeq names its product ras-domain-containing protein. Bases 1 to 627 code for a protein of 208 amino acids. Gene Ontology annotation, biological process: regulation of exocytosis; protein secretion; protein localization to plasma membrane. The transcript is spliced from 6 exons. The record is from RefSeq and is a predicted model, not a curated record. NCBI's taxonomy places the organism in Eukaryota, Fungi, Mucoromycota, Mucoromycetes, Mucorales, Rhizopodaceae. Gene Ontology annotation, cellular component: plasma membrane; endosome. Gene Ontology annotation, molecular function: GTP binding; GTPase activity.